Pelmatolapia mariae (spotted tilapia) is the source of this 960-nucleotide messenger RNA. Its product is annotated as caspase-6-like. The record is from RefSeq and is a predicted model, not a curated record. Gene Ontology annotation, biological process: apoptotic process; positive regulation of neuron apoptotic process. Gene Ontology annotation, cellular component: cytoplasm. The transcript has 8 exons. NCBI's taxonomy places the organism in Eukaryota, Metazoa, Chordata, Actinopteri, Cichliformes, Cichlidae. Bases 1 to 960 code for a protein of 319 amino acids.
AUGUCUAACAGGGCAGAAGACGAAUGUGGAGCCAAUCACUAUGUUACUACAACAGGUGUCAUGUUCUCUAUUACCUUCCCAGGAAGUGUUGCUACAGACAGCAGGCUACAGACAGUAGAAACUGAGAAUAAGGCAGUAUGCAAAGAGAAACAAACAGAGAACACCUCCUUCAUCAGAAGCUCCUUGGAUCCUGCAGAGGAGUACAAGAUGUGUAACAAACGACGAGGUCUUGCUCUCAUUUUUAAUCAGGAGAAGUUCUUCUGGCGCCUGGGCUUGAAUGACAGAGUUGGAACCAGUGUUGAUCGUUACAACUUGAAGAAAAGCCUGAAGGAUCUAAACUUUGAAGUGAGGUGUUAUGAUAACUACAGGCAGGAGGAUGUCAUAGAUGAAAUAGCUAAAGCUGCGGAGGAAGAUCACUCAGAUGCUGAUUGCUUUUUGCUCGCCUUCCUGAGUCACGGAGAGGAUAACCAUGUUUAUUGCUACGAUGGAAAACUUAGUAUCCAGGACAUGAUGUCCAUGUUCAAAGGAGACAAGUGCCGGGACCUUGUCGGAAAGCCAAAGAUCUUCAUAAUACAGGCAUGUCGUGGAAAACUGUUUGAUGAAGGAGUUACAGUGACCCCUGCUGAUGCGGUGGAUGGCAAAGUUGAGGUGUUUGCAGAUGCCAGUGCCAUACACACCCUCCCCGCUGGGGCUGAUUUUAUAAUAUGCUCUGCUGUGGCUGAAGGAUACUACUCCUUCCGGGAGACUAAGAAAGGCUCCUGGUACAUCCAGGCUCUGUGUGAGAUGCUCCGAAAAUAUGGCAACUCCCUUGAAUUCACAGAAUUACUCACGCUAGUCAACAGAAAAGUGUCGAUGAAGAACGUUCCAAAAUCCUGUGACUCAGAGCUUGUUGGGAAAAAGCAAAUGCCUUGUUUUGCUUCAAUGCUCACUAAGAAACUUUACUUCCGACCAAAAAAGUAA